GAGUUAAUAAAGCAUGUCAUGUCAGUAUCAUGAACACGACUUCGACACCCAAGAAACGGAUCUCGUGCAAGAGAUGUCAAUUCCGAAAGCUAAGAUGCUCACGAACCGAGCCAUGUGAAAAUUGUACAGUGGCAAACCACAUUUGCGAGUACCGCGAGCUCGACCGGAAGAGACGACCCGCAUCGGCAGAAUAUGUCGCGGGACUCGAGAACAGGAUCGCCUGGCUCGAGUCAUACAUCAGGCGUGUCCAAGCUGUACCACCACAGGAGCGAGAUGUCAUUUUAAAACAAACACACUUCGGCGACCAUCACUUGACUAGCACUAGCCAAACACCACCCGGAGAGCCGAGCGCUGGAGCAGCAGGACCCGUCCGCCGCCGUCAAGCCAAUCUCGAGCCAGGACCUCAGGGUUCACUCAUAUAUCACGGCCCGACGAGUAUCUACCACGCCCAACUUGGCGCGCUGACAGGAAAUGGAACCGGGGGCUGCAUCAUGGGCCAGCCCGCUCACCCGUCCUCCUUCUCUGCCAACGAUGACUCCAACUUCGAUCACGUCGCCGAACACUUUGGAAUCAACAUGCACAAUGAGCUGAUCACGGACGCACUCAUGCAGUUCUUCAAGUGGCAGUACCCCCACUUCAUGUUCAUCUACCGCGAGGCGUUUUUGCGGGACCACUUUGGCGAUCGGCGGAACUGCAAGUACUGGUCGUCGGCGCUCCUCCUCUCUGUAUGUGCCCUGGGACUAUUGAUGUCGCCCGAAGACCUUGAUCGGCAGUCCAGCGAGCAGUUCUUCGUCGCUGCCGAGACCAUUCUCAUAGUGUCUGGGUUGACCCGACCUUCGAUCGCCACGGUCCAGGCCUUUCUUUGCCUGGCAUUCUACGAGAUUGGGCGAGGCAACCUGUCCAAGGGUUGGGGAUUCUCAGGCAUUGCAUUCCGAAUGGCUCAGGAUCUCGGCUUUCAAAGGGACCCGAAAUAUUGGGCCUCCCAUGAUACAUCGCUGGCAACCGCCGAGGAUGUCGAGAUACGCAGGCGCAUCUAUUGGGGUUGCUACACCUCCGAUAAGUUGAUCAGCCUGAUUCUAGGCAGACCAGUGUACUUCUUCUACGCCGAUGCCGAGGUUGAGGUCCUGGAGAGACUGCCUGACUUCCCAGAGAUGGAAAACUGGCUUCCAGUGGGCUUUGACAAAAGAGAAGGAGACUUCGGCGAGGCAAAGCCACUGAUACCUUGCUUCCAAGCACAAAUACGCAUCUCCAGUAUUAUCGAGCGCAUGCUGGCCACGGUAUUCUCCUCGCGAUCGACUCUAGAUGUACUGGGUCAGCAGGCAUGUCUCGACAGCCUAAAUCUGGACCUGAGCCGUUUGCAAUCGUCGUUGCCUCACUGCGCACAGUGGUGCAAAUGGGAGCCCCCUAGCAGCCGGCUAAUCCCAUGCGUGGCAGCGUUACAUCUCCUCUUUCAUAGCGCCCGUAUCGCGUUGAACUUUGACUCAGCGACAUCCGAUGAUGCGACUGCCGACCAAAAGAGCGCCCGAGAGUAUUGUCUCUCAUCGGCACGAGAUGUCACGGCUAUCCUGCGAAAAUAUCGAUCCCAGUAUGGACUGCGGUACGCGCCCUUUGUUCUUAUAUACGGUCUGGUGCAGGCGGCCCGCUGUUUGGCCGUCUUCGGCGCCCUAGAGGAAUCGAGUUACUUGGCACGGGCUCUCGACGAAUGUUCCAUGACUUGGAAACUGGGGCAGCAGAUGAGAGGUCCUGUACUAUAG
Molecule: messenger RNA, 1754 nt
Organism: Phialemonium atrogriseum
Lineage: Eukaryota; Fungi; Ascomycota; Sordariomycetes; Cephalothecales; Cephalothecaceae
Product: putative transcriptional regulatory protein
Exons: 6
Coding region: 30-1754 (574 amino acids)
Biological process (GO): DNA-templated transcription; regulation of DNA-templated transcription
Molecular function (GO): DNA binding; DNA-binding transcription factor activity, RNA polymerase II-specific; zinc ion binding
Source: RefSeq, a predicted model, not a curated record